AUGAGUAAUGAAGCCCAGCCACCCGCAAUACCGUCUAGCGACCCCUAUUUUAACCUGGGAACAUUCGGUCGCAAAGUGAGCACAACUUCCAAGGAAGCUCAAAUAUGGUUUGACAGGGCCUUGGUCUGGACCUAUUGCUUUAAUCACGAUGAGGCAAUCGAAUGCUAUAAACAGACCUGGGCGCUUUUCGACGGACUAGAUCGAACCAAGGCUAUCCAGCGAUGCUAUGAAUUUUCUAAACUGGCUUUGGAGCGAUCGCAUGGCGCGUCAGACUGGGAACGAGCUAUCAUUCAUGCGCAUGCGAAGCGAUACCCGAAUGAUGAUCCCAACCGUGAUCUUCUUGCAUGCAGUAUAGCAUAUGCCAAUGAAAUGAGGGAUGUCCAUAUCAAUUUUGGAUGUGACGACUUUGAUAUUAUCACUCUUUUCGCUGAUUCGUUGAUGAACUGUGCUCCUCGAAAGUUGUACGAUGCUUCUACCGGUCUGCCGAUAGCAGCGUCUCCUGUCUUUGAAGUUAAGGACUUGCUUGAGAAAGCGCUCAAAAUGCCUGGAGUAGAAAGCCAUCCAGGCCCGGCUCACAUGUAUAUCCACUUGAUGGAGAUGUCGUUGACUCCUGAGGCUGCUCUGCCUGCAGCGGACAUGAUCCGUGACAUUUUUCCCGAUACGGGUCAUACAUUCCACAUGCCGGCUCAUAUCGAUGUCCUUGUGGGUGACUACCGACGUGCUGUUGAAUACAACUACAAAGCUACAGUGGCGGAUGACAAGUACUUCAAACUCAAGGGUGGCUUGACAUUCUACAGUUAUUACCGUCUACACGAUUACCAUUCUCUGAUUUAUGCUGCUAUGUUGGGAGGAAAGUCUAAAGCCGCUUUAUCUGCAACAACCCGAAUGGAGGCUACAAUCACAGAGGAAAUUCUUCGCGUGACAACACCUGCCCUGGCGGACUGGAUGGAGUUUUUCAAUGCUGUGAGGGUUCAUGUCUUAAUCCGCUUCGGUAUGUGGGAGGAACUCAAACAAUUGCACUCGCUCGAGGAUAAGGAAUUAUAUUGCGUUACAAAUGUGAUGCGACAUUAUGGAAAGGGUAUCGCAUAUGCAGCCACGGCAAAUCUCGAGGAAGCUGACAAGGAGAGGGAGUUAUUCAAAAAAGCCUCUAAGCUGGUCCCGCCUACGAGACUCGACUUUCCUAAUAAGAUCACCGUCAUUUUGGAUGUGGCAUCUGCUAUGCUCGAUGGGGAGAUUGAAUACAGGCGGGGGAAUUAUGAAGUCGCGUUCAAGAGACUACGGGACGCGAUCAAGUACGAGGAUGAACUUCCUUUUGCGGAGCCAUGGGGUUGGAUGCUUCCAGCACGACAUGCUUUUGCAGCUUUAUCAUUAGAGCAAGGAAGAGUGGAACAAGCUACGCAGGCCUAUGCUGAGGAUCUGGGCUUGAUUCCUACACCAGGACGCUCUCACCAGCACCCGAACAAUGUUUGGGCACUUCAGGGCUAUCAUGAGUGUCUUCAGCUUUUAGGCCGUUAUCAGGAGGCUACCAUCAUAAAGAAACAACUUUCCUGGGCAUUGGCUGAGGCGGAUGUUGAGAUUAAGUCUUCAUGCUUUUGUCGACUUGGAAACCCCUCCACUGGGAAGGUUGCAGCGAACGGAUGUCAGAGCAAAGUUUCAAAGUGUCAUAGCUAG
Molecule: messenger RNA, 1671 nt
Organism: Penicillium malachiteum
Lineage: Eukaryota; Fungi; Ascomycota; Eurotiomycetes; Eurotiales; Aspergillaceae
Product: tetratricopeptide repeat protein
Exons: 2
Coding region: 1-1671 (556 amino acids)
Cellular component (GO): intracellular anatomical structure
Molecular function (GO): protein binding
Source: RefSeq, a predicted model, not a curated record